Molecule: messenger RNA, 624 nt
Organism: Annulohypoxylon maeteangense
Lineage: Eukaryota; Fungi; Ascomycota; Sordariomycetes; Xylariales; Hypoxylaceae
Exons: 1
Coding region: 1-624 (207 amino acids)
Source: RefSeq, a predicted model, not a curated record
AUGAGGGGGCGGGGACGGUGGUUAGAGUCGGGGAGGUUAGGGAGUUUAGGGGGGGAGGAUUGUGUUGGUCAAGGGGAGGAAACGGGAUUCGAGCAGUACUGCGCGCAUACGAAAGGCCAUGCCGGCAUUCAUAUCAAUGGGUGCUUUGCUGAGUAUGUGAGGGUCGACGAGAGGUUCACUACGAAGUUACCGGAUGAACUUAGUUUCGUCGAGGCUGUGCCGUUGGUGUGUGCUGGGAGGACGGCGUGGAAGGGGCUUAGGGUUGGUGGGGUGUGGAGGGGGGAGUGGUUGCUUGUGCUUGGGUCUGGAGGCGGGUUGGGACAUUCGGCGGUGCAGUUUGCGAUCGGGUUGGGGGGUAGGGUUGUUGGUGUUGAUGCUAGGGGGGCGAAAGAUGAGGUCGUGGAGGAUGUGCAGAGGGUUACGGGUGGGUUGGGUGUGCAUGCGUCGGGCGCGACGGCGUUGGCGGCUGCGGCGACGAGGAUGCAUGGGACUGUGGUGCAGAUUGCGCAGCCGGAGGAGGUGGUGCUGCCGUUUCGGGAAUUGGUUUUUAGGGAUGUGAGGGUUGGGGGAGAGUUGGGAUAUGCUUCAUUUUAUUGCGGAGAGGAGGAGGAAGCACGGAUAUAG